GUCGUGACUUACAACACUGUCCUCAAGGCCUGUGAGGGGCCUCACGCAAAGACUGCUCGCGCACUUUGGGACGGCCUUCUUCUGAACUCACUGGAGCCCGACGUGUGGACGGUAAACAAUGCCAUAGGCGCCAGCCACGACGACUGGCGCCACGUGCUGUGGACGCUCUGGCGCUGGGGCACUGGUACAGCAGUGACUGUGGGAGCCAUGAUGAAGGCGCUCUCUGCAGGUCAGCUGUGGGAAUGGGGCCUAUGCAGCUUGGUUUGGAUGUCGGGGCGCUCUGCUCCGAUGAGCACGGUGGCGAUUCUGGAAGCCUGCCGGAUGGUCCGGGACACCUCCCAGGCCGUGAAGAUGGUGGAGAGCUUGAUCUGUAAGCUCCGGGCGCAAGGCGCAGAACUCAGCCGCGAGGCAGCCAACGCCGUGCUUGGAUUGGCAUCCUGGCCACGGGCGCUGAGCCGUUUCAGAGGUCAGAUACAUCUCGGCUUGAUGCCCAGCUGUGCAAGCUUCAACACCGUUGCCACAGCGAUGGCUGCCGCAGCUGCCUGGCUGCAGGGACUUCGACUCUUGAUGGAGCAGAGGUCCUCCUCGCUGCGACGGGAUCUGGUGGGCCUGGGCAGCUGCCUGAAUGGAUUUUCUCAGGUGAGAGAUUCCGAAACCUACUUAAAUCAUUCGGACGCACUGAAGGAUCCACAUUGCGCAAGGACUCCGACUAAUAUUACAAAGUAUUAG
Molecule: messenger RNA, 729 nt
Organism: Symbiodinium sp. CCMP2456
Lineage: Eukaryota; Dinophyceae; Suessiales; Symbiodiniaceae
Source: the annotation of a GenBank genome assembly